Messenger RNA from Eruca vesicaria subsp. sativa (arugula), 2031 nucleotides. NCBI's taxonomy places the organism in Eukaryota, Viridiplantae, Streptophyta, Magnoliopsida, Brassicales, Brassicaceae. The record is from the annotation of a GenBank genome assembly.
AAAAAAUCAAAACUACCAAAGCGUUUCAUAUUUUAAUCUAACUAAAUCCAGAACCACCCUAAACUAACCAAACAAACGUUUAAAGCGUUUCAUAUUUUUAUUAAUCAAAACGAAAAAUCCAAACAAACGUGUGAACGACUCGACUCACAGGUGAAUUGAUCUAUGCCGACAUGUUGACGUCGUGGUAUUAUUGUAAUCCCAUCACAACGUGGACCCACUUGCGACUCCAUUAACAAGAGAGAGAGAGAGAGAUCUGAAUCUCUUCACCAGUCUCUGUUCUUUGCUUCUUCAGCUCUCCUUCUCUGGUUAGCUCUUAUGUUUAGCUUUGAUUUAGCUUCGAAUUAGUAAAUGGAAUAUAAGCAAAAUAUUGAAAUGAUGGGUGUGAUUGGGGUUAGAGUGUUCAACUGUUUUGAUUCUCAUGUUUUUUAAAAUCAAUCAAAAAGUUUUGAGCUUUUUUUGUGUAAUCAGCUAAGAUAUCUCCUUGCUCAUUCUUCUUCUAAUUCGAACUUAGCAGUCUUAGAUUCUCAUAAAAUCAUUGCCUUUUAAUCUAUACAAGUGAUGUUAGGUCUGAGAAUAGCUAAAGAUUCAAUUUUGAUGCUGUUAUGAAGAUUCAUAUGUAUGAUUGAUUACUGAUAAGUAUACUUGUGCAAAGUCUGUAGCUUUUGUGAUGCUAAAGAUUGUGUGUGAAAACUCUGAUGAAGCAGGGUUUAGGGUUUAAGCAUUUGCAGGGGGGAACAAUGAUGGACCUAACGAAGCUAAAGCCUCCACAGAUCACGUUCUACUCCUCAGCGUUAUCUGUCUUCAUCACAGUUCUCUUGACGUUACAGCUUGUAUCUCAGCAUCUCUCUCACUGGAAGAACCCUAAGGAGCAAAAGGCUAUACUCAUCAUUGUUCUUAUGGCUCCUAUCUACGCUGUUGUUUCCUUCGUUGGUUUGUUAGAUGUCAAAGGAAGUGAAAUAUUUUUCUUGUUUCUAGAAUCCAUCAAGGAAUGCUACGAAGCACUCGUCAUUGCCAAGUUCUUGGCAUUGAUGUAUAGUUAUUUGAACAUAUCUAUUAGCAAAAACAUUGUUCCUGAUGGAAUCAAAGGAAGAGAGAUUCACCAUUCUUUCCCUAUGACUUUCUUCCAGCCUCAUGUAGUUCGUCUGGAUCAUCGAACUCUGAGACUUUUGAAAUACUGGACAUGGCAAUUUGUUGUUAUUAGACCAGUGUGUUCGAUCUUGAUGAUAGCUUUACAGAUCAUUGGGUUCUAUCCUUCUUGGUUGAGCUGGACAUUCACUAUAGUUCUCAACCUCUCGGUUUCUCUGGCCUUGUAUUCACUCGUGAUCUUCUACCAUGUGUUUGCUAAGGAGCUUGCUCCACAUAAUCCACUCGCAAAGUUCCUCUGCAUCAAAGGGAUUGUCUUCUUUUGCUUCUGGCAGGGAAUAGCACUAGACAUUCUGGUGGCAAUGGGAGUGAUCAAGUCUCACCAUUUCUGGUUGGAGGUAGAGCAAAUCCAAGAAGCUAUUCAGAAUGUGUUGGUAUGUUUAGAGAUGGUUAUCUUCGCUGCUGUUCAGAAGCAUGCUUAUCAUGUUGGUCCUUAUAGUGGGGAGACCAAGAAGAAACUUGAUAAAAAGAAUGAAUGAUCUUGUCUCCGGUUAGAACGUGAAAUCGACUGGUUUUGGUUUAGGUGUUUCGGAGACUUGAAACUUUUGCUUGUCAUGAUUGGGAUAAGAGACGAUAAAUAAUGUUUUGAGAUAUCAUUUAGACAAUAAUAAUAAACCACUACAUUCUACUCAAGUUUUGUUUGGCAAAACUGGCACAUAACACUAAUAAAUCAUGAUUCUGGCAGAAGUUUAGCAGCAAAAACAAAUAGAUAUCCAAAUAGUAUGAUCUGAUUAAAGAUAAUGAUAAACCAACGACCAAUGUCCAAACAAUUCAUAUGUUUUCAUCAGUGGAAGAACUUGCAGAAGCAAACAUUUUGUUUUAUUUUUCAUGUUUCAGCUGUUUUGGUGACCAAUCAAAGUCAAUAAGCCACCAGUGUAUGUUUAAAAU